AUGGUUCACCUUCCGAACCUCAGCCGACAAGCUCCCAAGAGAGGCCCUUUGGAGAACGGUGACAUUGUCAAAAUCCGUGUUCGGGUCAAGGCCGACUCGGCGGACUUGGGAACCCUGAGACAGUACGGUGGGCAGACCGACAAAGACAUUCACGAAGUUCCGGGCGUUGCGCGGGAAUCAUCAUUUGACUAUGGAGAUGAAAGACUUCUCCAAUUUGAAAUCGAGAUUUUUGGUGAAUCUUUAACAUUUGAUUAA
Aspergillus chevalieri is the source of this 255-nucleotide messenger RNA. RefSeq lists its product as uncharacterized. The coding region runs from base 1 to 255 and encodes 84 amino acids. NCBI's taxonomy places the organism in Eukaryota, Fungi, Ascomycota, Eurotiomycetes, Eurotiales, Aspergillaceae. The record is from RefSeq and is a predicted model, not a curated record. The transcript has a single exon.